Polypterus senegalus (gray bichir) is the source of this 5351-nucleotide messenger RNA. RefSeq names its product transmembrane gamma-carboxyglutamic acid protein 3 (gene prrg3). The coding region runs from base 661 to 1359 and encodes 232 amino acids. The record is from RefSeq and is a predicted model, not a curated record. Gene Ontology annotation, molecular function: calcium ion binding. The transcript is spliced from 4 exons. Gene Ontology annotation, cellular component: extracellular region. NCBI's taxonomy places the organism in Eukaryota, Metazoa, Chordata, Cladistia, Polypteriformes, Polypteridae.
AAAUAUCCACUUGUCACGCAGAUUGACGUACGCUCACGAUAGGGUUUAUUUACUUAUUCAAUGACGUUCGCGUAAUAAACCUCCGUCAAUGCACAGUCACCGCCUACCCAGAAACCAAACAAACUAAAUCUCGGUUUUCCUUCUCUCAUAUUUUGAGCUUCUCGUAUUUUUUUCCUGCCAUAUAUAACAAAGGUUUGUGGAAAAUGUAGUCUUUCGUGUAAAGGCGUGGCUGUGUGUGUUUAGUUAGCAUGAGGCGUUCGCUUUAGGAAACAGUAAAAAAGAACUGGCAUACCGGAGUACUGCACAGCGAUCUUAAGCGUCUUCUGAUACCACCAAGACCAUUUAUUUGCCCUGAAAUUUGACACAUCUGGCUGUUUACUUGGUUACCAGCGCUAAGACGCGCAGUUGCGACACACUGAACUGCAACUUCCAGAAUGCCUCACUUCCCGAAGGGCGCUGUCACUUACAGGAGUUCCGCCCCAGUGGCACCGUGAUUGGACAAGCCAUAGCGCGCUCGUCUGUUGAUUGGAGUAGACGAAUCUCAUUCCCAUGCCGUCCACAAUUUGCGAUAAAACAUUCUUAUUACUGGCGUUUGGAGACAGAAUGGUGUAAGCAAUAUUGCAGGUCAAUGUAUUCCAUCAGAAGAGGCGUUGUGCCAGUAUGACUGAGAACCCAGCUUUCUUAAAAGAAAAAGAUGCUCACUCUCUUCUUAAACGGCUGCCUAGAGCCAACGGUUUCCUGGAAGAAUUCAGACAAGGAAACAUUGAGCGCGAGUGCAUGGAAGAGAUCUGUAGCUACGAAGAGGCUAAGGAAGUCUUUGAAAACAAAGAAAAGACGAUGGAAUUUUGGAAGAACUAUAUCUACACAGUAAGCAGCAACUCUGGGUCAAGGACUGAGCGCACUGAAGCUAUGUACAUGGUGGUGCCACUUCUGGGAGUAGCAUUACUCAUCAUUAUUGCACUUUUUAUUAUAUGGAGAUGCCAACUACAGAAAGCCACAAGGCGUAGGCCUGCAUACUCACAGAACCGCUAUCUCUCAAACCGGACAUCUCGUAGUUUGCCUCGUAUUAUGGUGCAUAGAGAGGCAUCUCAUACGGUGCCUGAGCAGCCACAUCAUGAAAUGAAUCCUAGAGCGGGUGCCAUAGAGCGCACUGUAGCAGGAACAGACAAUGGUGCACACUCAAGCAGAACUCUCUAUGUCCAAGAUUCUUCAGUCUCCAUUGCUUCGCGGCUUUCAAGUGCCACUCCUCCUCCAUCGUAUGAAGAAGUAACAGGACAUAUGGAAAGCAGCAGUGAUGAAAACACUACACCUUAUAGUGAACCUCCACCAAAAUAUGAGGAGAUUGUUAGACAAAAGUGAACUGUUUUACUUGUGACAGGUUGAAAGGACAAAGAGCUGCUAGUGGAAGGAGAAGGAAGAUGACUUCAUCUUUUUUCUCCGGUAAUGCUGCAGCAACUGUGUCUAUCCAGGCAUCCUAAGGUAACCAAACAGAAUUUGGUAUUGUAUAGUAGCCCUGACUGAAAUGGGGAUAAAAGCUGCCGCUGAUUGUCUUGUGACAGAAAUGGUUUGUAAGCACACUGCAAAUAUCUACUCUUUGAAUUUAUAAAAUUAAUGAAAAGGACACGUGAAGGAGGCCAGUCUUUACCCAUUCCAAACACUGAAAUGAGAGCAAAGUUUAGAAAAGCAGGCUAUUUUGAAAAUAUUUUUAAAAUAUAAAGUCAUCUAAUAGGCAGUAUUAGAAACAAAGAAUAAAAAGCAAUAUGCAUCUUUAGGAACACCAUCAUUUAAAAAUGACUAAACGGAGUGUAAAAACAAAUCUUUUCAUAGCUAGUCUGCUCCUUAAUUGCACAUUUCAUGCAGUUACUAAAAGUGUAGCCAUAUCUUUUACCUUCCUGUUUAAUGACUGCAACACUCUAUAACAGAGAUUUUUUAGAAUUGACUUACUUCUCAGUAACAGUUGAAUGAGUCAAUACCUGGUUACAAAUGGAAUAAGGAGAAUUCCUGUAGCAGCAAAGGUGUAUAUAUAGCCUUUUAUAAACAUGCAUACUUUUAUAGCAAAAGAGGUUAUGCUUUGGUGUUUUACUUGGAAGGAGUCUGAAUUAAGCAUACGAAAAAAAUGCUUUGUCAGGAUUUUCUCAUCCACUUCUAAAUGAAGCAUGGAAAGCUGUGCUGUCUGCUGAGAACUGAAUUGGUGGCAAUUUGCAGGAAAGCUUUAGUGAUACUUUUUGAAAACUCUAGGAAAGGUAAUUUGAAGAUACAGAGCUCUCUGAAAGUAUGCAUUAGAAUGGGAAAGAACCCUAUUAUGUCAAAUGAGAAUAUUAAUGGGAUGUACUGAUGGAAAACUUACUAAGAUGCCAAGCCUUUAAUUGACCAAAGCUCUUUAGAUAGUUGCUUCUCUAAUGGGAUGGACCAAUAUAAACACCUGAUGCCUUUCUCUGACUCCUUGAUCAUUUGUAAAAAUAAACAAGACAAACAAUAGUGUGAAUUUAUUCCUUCUAUAGCAGUGGUAAGCUUAUAAGAGGGGGAAAAAACUUUUAUAUUAUUUUUGGAAGUCUUAAAAUGUUUUUCAUGAUGUUAGAACACAGCUGCACUGCCAUUGAUCACUGUAUUAAUUCAGGGUUUGAGUUUAAUGGCUUGAUUAGUGUCUUGAUUUUCUUAAAAAUAAUACAUUUUCAGGCUAAUUAGCAAGUGUUUUCUGUAAAAUAGGGGCUGCAAGAAACUGCACAAAUUGAAUCCUGAAACAUAACCCUGAAAGUCCACUUGCCUUAAGAUCUGUUCUUACAUUUCUUUUAUAGCCAGCAAUGAGAAUUUGUCUGUGAAAGAACUCGCUGUUAGGCACCAUUUCUUUACCAGGCUUAGACAAUACUUAAUGAUCAGUGGAUUCUUCAAAUUUGAUGAGUUAUUAGCAACAACAGAUGCCACUGUUUAAAGGAUAACGGUACAAAUACCACCCUGUUCUCAAACCCACUUAAUCAUAGUCGAGGAGGUGGGCUUCAUUGUCUGUCCCUUCAGCCCUGGGUAUAAGGCAAGAAACAACCCUGUUGUACAGGACAAAUAGUCCAUCACAGAACUUGAUACUAUAAAUUCUUCACAGGAUUAGUUUUUUUUUUUUUUAGUAAAAUUUAUGAUACAAAUUUGCUAUAUUCAGACUUUUAAAAGAAUGGUGUUUUCCUUUUAGACUGCUAAAAAGCCAAAUUUAUUUAUUUACAUUUUUUAUUAAAAAAAAAAGGAGUUCAAAGUAAUCCCGCUUCUCUUUCAUGUGCAGCUAUGUUAUAAAGUUUAUUAGUAAUUUUCUGGCCCUGAGUGAGCUCAUUAGAGAUAUAUUUGUCAGACUGUGUUUUCGCUCGACAAGAGAGGAUAUAGUUUUGGACUUGUACGUUUCAUCCAACAACACUAGAUUACUGUGCAUAAUUAGAGCACAUAUGCAUGAGACAAAGUCACUUUACAUUAAACAAAACGAACCAGCUUCCAUUUACUCCAUUAUUGUAUGUAUCGUGCACUGACUUCAAUAUUUUUAUUGCUUCCAUAAUGCAUUUCAGCAAAUACACUGUUAAGUUAAAAUGUAAAUUAUCAGGCACUAUAUAAUAUUAAUGCAAUCUUGUGUUAUUAAUAUAUGAUCCUAAAUCGGUAUUUUUAUUUUGUACAGUGGGCAUGUCAUCUUCAGUGAAGCAAUAGACAAAAAUAUUCAAAUUGAUGUUGAAGGUUUCUAAACUGAAGGAACAAAAAAUGAAACAUUCAAUGGGUACUGAUAUAUUAAAUAAAGAAUGUACAUUGUUCAAAAAGAAAAUACAUUUUUCCAGUACUAUAUUGCAAUAGUGGUGGAUGCUAACAAUGAGUCAAAAUAUAUGUAUUUUCUACAGUGAAAUGUUUACUAUGAGUAGCAAAGUGUUUUUAACUCAAAAGUAUAGUCAUGGGUAAAGCUGUAGCUGUAUAUACAGUGUGUUUAAAUUGUUAUGAGGCCAAGACUUCUGCAUAGCAAGCACUUAAUUUCUUCUCCUUUUAACAGUCAAGAACCAAACUUGACAUGAAGUAAAUUAACCUACUAAUAUGACAGCAAUGCAAAGCAUACUGAGGUUUUCCUGUUUGUAUAAGCAUGUGAUGAAAACCUUUAACUGGUACCAGCAAAUUGUGUUGAAGUGUACCUGAGAUGCAUUUUCUAGUACUGUAUCUUUUCAUGGGAAGGUACUCUCUGUUAAAAUUGUAUCGUUCCUGAAAGUUUGUGUCUCCUAAUAUAUAAUAUCUGCACUUACUAUUGCAGUGCAUGUUGGUGUUUCCAUGGAUACUUUGUGGUGUGAGGAAAACAACCAAUAUACAAAUACUUUUGCAAAUGUAAAUGUAAAUUCGUAAUACCAAAAAACUGCCCUUUUUUGUUUUUUUUAUAAUGUGCCUACAAUCUAACAUAUAUAAUAGUUCACAGUACUUGUGGAAAAUAAGGUUGUAACUAAAAAUGUAAACAAAAAACGUUUUAAAUUUUGUUUAUAUAGAUACAGUUGGAAUUGCAUCCAUUGUGUGGAUAAAUAUUAACUGGCUCAUUUUAAGAUUGAUAACCACUUGUGAAUAAUUAUUUAAAGCAAUGCCAUGUGAGUUUGGCGUGCCAAGUGUGUGUGUGUUAUCGUUAGUAUUAUUUAUGAAUUGUGUUAAUAACUGGGAGACCAAUACAUGAAUGCUAACAAGAUAAAGCAUUAUUAUUAGUCUCUCUAAUUUAGGCAAUACAAAGUUGCCACAGAGAUUAGCUGUUUAUUUGGAAAUUUCCCAAAACAAACGAAACGAAAGCACAUAAUGUACUUUAUAGAAACAAUGCUUUUUGUUGACAAAUGAGAGAAAAAAAAAACUACUAAGCUAACACUACUUUCUUCUGCUUAAUUUUUAGAAAAAGGCUACCUACAACCUUCUUUCAAACCUGUGCUGUAAAGAGUACAGUUGCAGCAACAGUUUGUAACUCUUAGAGUUCUAUUUGUUUUCUACUAACUCUGAAUAUUAACAGACUUUAUUUUUACAGUGUUGACAUCUUGUGAUUUCUUAGAUGUACAGCAAAACUGUUUCUUGAAGAUUUUUUAGACACUUCACAUUUUAAUUGAGAAAUUGUUGAGAACAGUACGAUUUCGAUUUAUUUUAUUAAUGACUUUAUUUACAAAGGUAUAAAGAUGGGCUAGUUAUGGAGACUUAAUGAAGAAACUCUUAAUGUUGAUUUACCCUGUAAAAUACACUUGCUUGCCGAGAGCUCCAAAAGAGAACUAUUAACCAUUAAGGAAUUAUUAACCAUGCUUUGCAAUGACUGAAACAGUUUACCCAUCCACCUGAACUUCAGGAGAAACUAAAAUGGACAAUACAGUAUUCCAAAAAAAAAAAAA